This is a messenger RNA of Capsaspora owczarzaki ATCC 30864, 1661 nucleotides long. RefSeq names its product prolylcarboxypeptidase. Bases 53 to 1543 code for a protein of 496 amino acids. The record is from RefSeq and is a predicted model, not a curated record. Gene Ontology annotation, biological process: proteolysis. NCBI's taxonomy places the organism in Eukaryota, Filasterea, Ministeriida, Capsasporidae. The transcript is spliced from 6 exons. Gene Ontology annotation, molecular function: dipeptidyl-peptidase activity; serine-type exopeptidase activity.
ACUGUAUAACCACUCUUUCUUUCUUUCUUUCAUUCAUUGCCUUUGGAGUCGAAUGCGUUGCAUUACGCUCUUGCUGGCCAUCGCUGCCGUUUCCAUUGCCGCCGUGCAAGCGAGCCCUGCGGCCGUUCCGUUCGCGUCGCACGGCCGCCGCCUGCCGCUGUCUGUCGCCGCCGGCCUUCGCUCCACCCCUGCCGAGGCCACGUCGGAACGCCUGAAGGGCCAGUACAACUACGAUGUCAAGUGGUUUACCCAAACGCUCGACCACUUCCGCUUUGACACGAACGCGACCUUCCAGCAGCGCUACCUGAUCAGCACGGCCAACUGGAAUGGCUACGGACCAAUGUUCUUCUACACUGGCAACGAAGGCGACAUUGAAUGGUUUGCCGACAACACUGGCUUUGUGUGGGAAAUCGCUGCCGAGUACAACGCACUGGUCGUGUUCGCUGAACAUCGCUACUAUGGCCAAACGAUGCCAUUCGGAGACAAGUCGUUCGAUCUGGACAAGGUCGGGUAUCUGACGACCGAGCAGGCCCUCGCGGACUUUGCCAUCUUGAUUCCGGCGCUCAAGGCGCAACUCAACGUGCCCAACCUGCCGGUCGUCGCGUUUGGUGGCUCGUAUGGCGGCAUGCUUGCGGGCUGGUUCCGCCUCAAGUACCCGAAUGUGGUUGAUGGAGCGAUUGCCGCAUCAGCCCCGAUUGUCUACUUCCAGGAUCUGACGUCGACUGAAAUCUUCAACGAGAUUGCCACCAAUGACUUUGCCCUCACUGACGCGCGCUGCCCCAACAUCAUCCGUGACGGCUUUAGCAAGGUCGACGCGCUCUCCAAGACCGCCGCUGGUCUCCAGUCCAUCUCCAAGGCCUUCAAGCUGUGCGGCACUCUGCAGCCCGCCGAUUACGCUACCUUCAUUGGCUGGCUCGAAGCGGGCCUGACGUACAUGGCCAUGACUGACUAUCCCUACGCGAGCAACUUCCUCCAGCCCAUGCCUGCCUGGCCAGUCGACGCCUCCUGCAAGGCGCUUCUUUCUACUUUUGCUGGAACCUCUGACUCGGUCGCUGCCUUGAACACGGCCGUCGGAGUCUACUACAACUACACUGGCCAAACCGCCUGCAACAACAUCAGCUCCCAGGCAACCUCCGAUCUUGGUGUUCUCGGCUGGGACUACCAGAGCUGCACCGAAAUGGUCAUGCCCAUGGGUUCUGAUGGCAUCCACGACAUGUUCCCAGCGGCCCCUUGGGAUCUCAAGUCCUUUAACGAGUAUUGCAAGAAGCGAUGGAAUGUCGUUCCGCGCCCGACUUGGGCCGCCACCUCGUUCGGUGGCUUCAACAUCACCGCUGGAUCCAACAUUGUCUUCUCCAACGGCAUGCUCGACCCGUGGAGCGGCGGCAGCAUCACUCAAAUCCAGUCCCAGACGCUUGUCGUCGUCAACAUCCCCAAGGGCGCGCAUCAUCUGGACUUGCGCAGCUCCAACCCUGCCGACCCGCAGGAUGUCAUUGACGCCCGCAACGUCGAGCGCGCGCAAAUUUCGCGAUGGAUUAGCCGCUGAUCUGACAAUCGUGCGUGCUCUCGUGCUUGUCAUUGAUGUUGUCGUUGUCAGAAUUACGCAGACAUGCUGCACUCCAAAUUUGCUUUUUUUUUCAACCCCAACUGUAAAUGACACCAGA